This is a messenger RNA of Caenorhabditis elegans, 3838 nucleotides long. It is a transcript of the gene ddb-1, whose product is annotated as DNA damage-binding protein 1. Gene Ontology annotation, biological process: protein ubiquitination. Gene Ontology annotation, cellular component: nucleus; cytoplasm. The record is from RefSeq and is marked reviewed. The transcript is spliced from 12 exons. Lineage: Eukaryota; Metazoa; Nematoda; Chromadorea; Rhabditida; Rhabditidae. The coding region runs from base 42 to 3446 and encodes 1134 amino acids. Gene Ontology annotation, molecular function: nucleic acid binding.
GUAACUGAAUCACUCACUAUUUCUACUCGAAAGCCUUCUUCAUGCCGAUCAGUUACUGUGUUUCGGCAAAGAAGGCAUCCGUUGUCGUAGAAUCUGUUGUCGGAAACUUCACAGGACACGAAAAUGUUAACUUGAUUGUGGCUCGUGGAAAUCGCAUUGAUGUUCAACUAGUUUCACCGGAAGGACUCAAAAAUGUCUGCGAGAUCCCAAUCUACGGCCAAGUGUUGACAAUUGCACUUGUAAAAUGUAAACGCGAUAAGCGUCAUUCAUUGAUUGUUGUCACCGAAAAAUGGCACAUGGCAAUUUUGGCGUAUCGCGACGGAAAAGUUGUGACUCGUGCUGCUGGAUGUAUUGCUGAUCCGACUGGAAGAGCGACUGACAAUUUAUUCAGUCUAACGAUUCAUCGAAACGGACUCAUCGCUAUUCGAGCUUUCGAGGGUAGUGUCAAAAUGAUUCAAUGGGAAUCUGGUACUGAUCUACGUCAUUUCAAUGUUAGAUUUGAUUAUCCAAAUGUCUCAGACUUCAAGUUUGUUGACACUGGAGAAGAUGAUGUAUACCGAGUUGCCUUCAUCUAUGACGACGAUCACGGAAAACAUCUUCAAUUUUCCGAUCUUAACAUGCAUGACAAGGAAUUCCGUACCUAUUCCAGACAAGCCAGUAUUGCUGCUGAUUCUUCGGUUUUAAUUCCAGUUCCUCAUGCUAUUGGAGGUGUUAUAGUUCUCGGAUCGAACUCUGUCCUAUACAAGCCAAACGACAACCUCGGAGAAGUAGUUCCAUACACUUGCUCUUUGCUCGAGAACACAACAUUCACAUGCCACGGAAUCGUUGAUGCUUCUGGUGAAAGAUUUCUUCUUUCCGAUACAGAUGGACGUCUUCUAAUGCUACUGUUGAAUGUAACUGAAAGUCAAUCAGGAUACACAGUUAAAGAAAUGCGUAUCGAUUAUCUUGGAGAAACUUCAAUUGCUGAUUCCAUCAAUUAUAUUGACAAUGGAGUAGUCUUUGUUGGUUCUCGACUCGGAGAUUCACAGCUUAUCAGGCUUAUGACUGAACCGAAUGGAGGAAGUUAUUCUGUGAUACUUGAAACCUACAGUAACAUUGGACCAAUUCGUGAUAUGGUUAUGGUAGAGUCUGAUGGACAACCACAACUUGUAACCUGUACUGGAGCUGACAAAGACGGAUCACUUCGUGUUAUUCGUAAUGGAAUCGGCAUCGAUGAAUUGGCUAGUGUUGAUUUGGCUGGAGUCGUCGGCAUAUUUCCCAUUCGUCUAGAUUCGAAUGCUGACAACUAUGUAAUUGUUUCACUUUCUGAUGAAACCCACGUUCUGCAAAUUACGGGAGAAGAGCUUGAAGAUGUGAAACUUUUGGAAAUCAACACAGAUUUGCCAACAAUUUUCGCGUCCACUUUGUUUGGUCCAAACGAUUCUGGAAUCAUUCUUCAAGCAACGGAAAAGCAGAUUCGACUUAUGUCUUCUUCGGGACUUUCCAAAUUUUGGGAACCAACAAACGGUGAAAUUAUUUCGAAAGUUUCUGUGAAUGCAGCCAACGGACAAAUUGUUCUCGCAGCUAGAGAUACAGUAUACCUUCUCACUUGUAUUGUUGAUGAAAUGGGUGCUCUCGACAUUCAAUUGACUGCUGAAAAGAAGUUUGAAAACGAAAUUGCAUGUUUGGACCUUUCGAAUGAAGGAGACGAUCCUAACAAUAAAGCAACCUUCUUGGUUUUAGCAUUUUGGAGUACAUUUGCGAUGGAAGUAAUUCAGCUACCUGAUCUUAUAACUGUGUGCCACACGGAUCUUCCAACAAAGAUCAUUCCUCGUUCGAUCAUUGCAACAUGCAUAGAAGAAGUUCAUUAUCUUCUUGUUGCUUUCGGAGACGGUGCACUUGUUUAUUAUGUGUUUGAUAUCAAAACAGGAACACACGGUGAACCAAAAAAGUCAAAUGUCGGAACACGACCACCGAGUCUUCAUCGUGUACGCAACAAGAAUCGACAACACUUGUUCGUCUGUUCUGAUCGUCCAGUGAUCAUCUUCUCGGCCAGCAAAAAGCUUGUCUUCUCCAAUGUUAAUGUUAAACUCGUCGAUACUGUGUGCUCGCUGAGUUCCAGCGCCUAUCGAGAUUGUUUGGUCAUUUCGGAUGGAAAUUCGAUGGUUUUUGGCACAGUUGACGAUAUUCAGAAGAUCCACGUUCGCUCGAUUCCAAUGGGAGAAUCUGUUCUUCGUAUUGCAUAUCAAAAGAGCACAAGUACAUAUGGAGUCUGCUCGAAUCGAACUGAAUCGAAGGCUGAACGAGUUUUUGCUUCGAAAAAUGCACUUGUCACUUCUCAAAGUCGACCAAAAGUUGCAUCCACCCGAGCUGACAUGGAUGAAAGUCCUCCAAAUACCACAAGCAGUUUUAUGGUUCUCGAUCAAAACACAUUUCAAGUACUUCAUUCACAUGAAUUCGGACCAUGGGAAACUGCGUUGAGUUGCAUCUCUGGACAAUUCACAAACGACUCGAGCACCUACUACGUUGUUGGAACUGGUCUUAUCUAUCCAGACGAAACAGAGACGAAGAUCGGUAGAAUCGUGGUAUUUGAAGUUGACGACGUGGAAAGAUCGAAACUUCGACGUGUACAUGAAUUGGUUGUUCGUGGAAGUCCUUUAGCUAUUCGAAUUCUGAAUGGAAAAUUGGUUGCUGCAAUUAAUAGCUCAAUUAGACUAUUCGAAUGGACAACUGAUAAGGAACUUCGACUGGAAUGCAGUAGCUUCAAUCAUGUCAUUGCACUUGAUCUUAAAGUUAUGAAUGAAGAGGUUGCAGUGGCUGAUGUGAUGAGAUCUGUCUCUCUUCUCUCGUACAGAAUGCUGGAAGGAAAUUUUGAGGAAGUUGCUAAAGAUUGGAAUAGUCAAUGGAUGGUUACUUGCGAGUUCAUCACAGCUGAAUCAAUCCUUGGAGGAGAAGCUCAUCUGAAUCUGUUCACUGUAGAAGUUGAUAAAACCCGUCCGAUUACUGAUGAUGGUCGAUAUGUGUUGGAACCAACUGGAUAUUGGUAUCUCGGAGAGCUUCCAAAAGUCAUGACAAGAUCGACUCUUGUCAUUCAACCAGAAGAUAGUAUUAUCCAGUACAGUCAACCAAUCAUGUUUGGAACAAAUCAGGGAACAAUUGGAAUGAUUGUGCAGAUUGAUGACAAAUGGAAAAAGUUUUUGAUUGCAAUUGAAAAGGCUAUCGCAGAUUCCGUUAAAAACUGCAUGCACAUUGAACAUUCCAGUUACAGAACUUUUGUGUUCCAGAAAAGAGCGGAACCGCCAUCCGGAUUCGUCGAUGGAGAUCUCGUUGAAUCGAUUCUCGACAUGGAUCGUUCUGUUGCAAUGGAUAUCUUGAGUAAAGUAUCUGACAAAGGAUGGGAUCCAAGUCUGCCAAGAGAUCCAGUUGAAAUUCUCAAAGUCAUCGAGGAUUUGGCGAGAAUGCACUGAUUAUCGUCUCGACUAUCAUUCCAAUUACUGUACCAUGAUUCUCGGUUAUCAAAAUCUCGAGUGAUGAUCAUUAACUCGAUUUGUAAUAUUAAUUCAAAUUUGAUUUGGAUUCCUUUUUUCGUUUUUUUUAUAAGUUGUUAUGAUUUUUUUACGCUAGCUUAAAUCUUUGUGUCUGACUUUGAAUAAAUUGAGUAAGUUUUUCGGAUUUUUUGGAAACAGGUUGAACAAAAGAAUUUCAGUAAAGUUUGAAAUCCUAGUAAAUUGGUUUUGUUGUUGUUUUUGUUCUACCUUUUCCCCCCAAAUUGUUUUUUUCUUCUUUCUUUUCCUCUUUCUUUUCUUUUUUCUAACCCUCUAUCUCGUUUUGUGUCUAUCGAAAUAAAACCUAAUUUGUG